UGACACUGCUCCCGACAACAAUUUGUUGAACACAUCGUGACUCCUUGACGGAACACCGAGUUGUGAGCUUCCGAACGCCAUGGACUCGCGCGGCAAGACGCAGAGGCCCCCUCAAACGUCUACUGGUGCGACGACUGAGCGAACCAUGGACAAGCCAGCCGCGCCUACGCCAGAGAAGCUUGUAUUGCUGGCGUCCACCGGUUGGCUAUUCCCAAGGGGACGUGCGCUGGUUGGGCUUGUUGUGGUAAUCGCUGCGGCGAUCUCACACCUCAUCCCACCGUCUUUUGCACCACAGGCGUCCAGCAAUGCACGACGUUUCCUCACGAUGGUCAACGUGUCGGCGCCGACAUUGCUCAUGUACCAAAGCGACAUCGUGACCAUGACACCACGGUCUCUAUUGUCGCCGGAUCCCAUCGUGCGGACGCCCAUUUGUCGCAUCCAGCGACGACGGCACAACCUCGCUUGUCUCUAUUGAGUAUGCUCUUGGUCACACUGGUGACCUUCGCCGUGACGGACACGUGCUCUUGCUGUUGAAUGGCGAGAACCAUGGACUCCUUUUCGACUGGUCUUCGUCAUCGCCUUGUCUUUUUGAACUGGCGGAAGUGGCCGCGACUAUGCUUGGCAUGGACAUGGCGCAA
Molecule: messenger RNA, 638 nt
Organism: Aphanomyces invadans
Lineage: Eukaryota; Oomycota; Saprolegniomycetes; Saprolegniales; Verrucalvaceae
Exons: 1
Coding region: 80-475 (131 amino acids)
Source: RefSeq, a predicted model, not a curated record